Molecule: messenger RNA, 513 nt
Organism: Mesorhabditis belari
Lineage: Eukaryota; Metazoa; Nematoda; Chromadorea; Rhabditida; Rhabditidae
Source: the annotation of a GenBank genome assembly
AUGCGGAUUGGUUUAGCGAUCUUUGUGUAUGUUGGAACAGUGAUAGCUGAUCACACAACAAAACCGCCAUGUUGUCGAGAUCAUCUCUCCGCAACAACUUGUCAACGUUUACUUCGAUCAAGUCCACGCUAUUUUGCUGAUCGUUGCAAUUUGGAUGCAGAAUUUAGAUUGGUUCAAUGUUGUACAACUUGUAACAAGAGUGGAAUGGCGAUGUCGUAUGAUUUGAUCGCUCGAUCGCUCGUCUCUGCACAAUGUUUUGAUCGACAUGAGCCAACUUUUUGUGCUAGAUAUGUUAAUCACACGGAACCCUAUGUGCAACCAGCAAAGCCAUGGACAUGUGAUGGAGAGAAUCCACAGAUAGCUUUUCGCCUUUGUCGUCAGUCUUGUGGUUUCUGUGAUUUUAAAAUCGUUCACUAUACUCUUGAGAAUGCCGUCAAAGCGUGCAAGAGCACAAAGCUGACUUGGCGUCAGCGCUGGGGACCGAGAAUGCGUGAGAAUGGACAGAAAAUUGGA